AAGUAACUGCAAACAUUUUUCACAAAUGUAAGCUUCUUUCACCAUCUACCAACCACUGAACCACCUCAAGACUAAUGCAGACAUACACGUAAACAUAUACUUCAUUUCAGAUGCUUACACUUAUAUUUGCAGAUAAUGAUGUUUCUUACUAGGGUUUAUCCUCUUUGAGAAGUUGCAUAAUCACAAUUCACAGCUCUCUUCUUGCUUCUUUCUUUCUUCCUUCACUGUCCACUAGUCCCUACUUCAUCUCUCUCUCUCUCUCUCUCUCUCCUGCUUCCAAUGUUUAUGUGUACUUUGAGGUGAUUAGCUGCAAGUCUGCAUCAAAGAAGAGUAAAAAUGUCUGGUGAAAAACAUGGGUUUUUCAACAUUGAGCUAUCGAAGAGGACCUCAAUCUUCAACUUGCCCUUGUGGGUUGUAGUGGGAAUUUGCUUUGGCGCUUCAGUUGUUCUUGUUCUCUUCUUGAUUUCACUUUGGUUUACUUCAAGGCGCAGCAAAAAGAUUCAAACUUUACCCAAAUUAAAGAGCCCUUCUUCUGUUAAAACCCCUGUUGUAAUCCCAAAUGUGACCAAAGAAAUUCAAGAAAUCAGAACCGACUCUUCAAGAAACACCGACCCAUUACCGGAAUCAGGUCAGUUAGUUAAAGUAGAAAGGCAAGGUUUGAGUGAGAAUGAGAAAAAUAAUAACGGGCCUGAGAGAAUUCACAUAAAAAUUGGGAAGGAUCAUAGGAUUUCGUAUCCGGAUUGCGGAGGAAGCUCUGGUGGAGAGGUGAAAUCCGGUGAUCAGAUGGGAAUUGUGGUGCCUGAAGUGUCACAUUUGGGGUGGGGGCAUUGGUAUACAUUGAGGGAGCUUGAGGUUGCUACUAAUUGGUUUGCUGAUGAGAAUGUGAUUGGGGAAGGUGGUUAUGGGAUUGUUUAUAGUGGAAUCUUGGUGGAUAACACGAAAGUUGCUGUUAAGAAUUUGCUCAAUAACAGGGGGCAAGCUGAGAAAGAGUUUAAGGUUGAAGUCGAAGCAAUUGGACGUGUUCGACAUAAAAAUUUAGUGAGAUUGCUCGGAUAUUGUGCAGAAGGAGCUUCCAGAGUCCUUGUUUAUGAGUAUGUAGACAAUGGAAACUUGGAACAGUGGCUUCAUGGUGAUGUAGGACCUUCCAGUCCCCUAACUUGGGCUAUCCGUAUGAACAUUGUACUGGGAACAGCAAAAGGGUUGACUUAUCUACACGAGGGGCUUGAACCAAAAGUUGUUCACCGUGAUAUAAAGUCAAGCAACAUUUUGCUUGAUAAGCAGUGGAAUCCUAAAGUAUCUGACUUUGGUCUAGCUAAGCUCUUGGGGUCGGAGAGGAGUUACGUGACUACUCGUGUUAUGGGAACAUUUGGGUACGUUGCUCCAGAAUAUGCCAGUACUGGGAUGUUAAAUGAGAGAAGUGAUGUUUAUAGUUUUGGUAUUCUACUUAUGGAGAUCAUUACUGGGAGGAACCCUGUGGAUUAUAGCCGUCCAGAAGGGGAGGUAAACCUAGUUGAUUGGCUGAAAUCGAUGGUCACAAACCGGAAUGCAGAGGGAGUUCUGGAUCCUAAAUUACCUGAGAAGCCUUCUUCAAGAGCAUUGAAGCGUGCCCUCUUAGUAGCUUUACGCUGUGUGGAUCCAAAUGCUCAGAAGAGACCAAAGAUGGGUAAUGUUAUACAUAUGCUUGAAGCUGACGAUUUCACCUUCCGAGAGGACAGGAGAGCUGGACGGGAGCAUGUACAUUCACAUCGAGAUCGCAUAAGGGAGAAGUUGGAGAAUCGUUUGAUUGAAUCAGGUGACAGUAGUGGGUAUGAAAGUAGUGUUCAAACCAACAGGUCAGUGCAAAGCAAGCAUGAAUUUUGAGCCGUAGCCACACUUUAAGCUUGAACACUUUGUUCUCCUCCCACUUCCGUCAUCAUCUACUCCAAGACCUAGGUACAAAAAAUCCAACUGUUUGUAUCUCUAUGUUGCAAUAGUUUCCAUCACAACAUUUCGUGUUGAAUGUGUUUGUAUUUUACUUCCAUGAUCUAGUUGAGUGUCUAAUUUUGAUCA
Daucus carota subsp. sativus is the source of this 2049-nucleotide messenger RNA. Its product is annotated as probable serine/threonine-protein kinase At1g01540. NCBI's taxonomy places the organism in Eukaryota, Viridiplantae, Streptophyta, Magnoliopsida, Apiales, Apiaceae. The record is from RefSeq and is a predicted model, not a curated record. Bases 337 to 1860 code for a protein of 507 amino acids. Gene Ontology annotation, biological process: protein phosphorylation. Gene Ontology annotation, molecular function: protein kinase activity; ATP binding. The transcript is spliced from 7 exons.